AUGGAUCCACCAGUGCGUCUGCCCCUCAUGGCGCAUCGCGCCAGUGCUUUUCUGGGCGACAAAUUUUCAACAGACCACGUUUUCUCCCCUCUUCAUACUGGCGAGCCCCAUGUCCUGAAGGUGCAACGACUGCACAACUAUCUCACAAGUGCGAACGAAGCCGCCGAAAUGCGCCUCUCAACAAAUCUCCGUUCUUUGGCUGCUUGCAGUCUUGUAGCCAGCGCAGUAGCAUCCAUACCCCAGCGCGACACCGACUGGGCGAGCAUCCGGUGUCCUCAAGACUCCAAGUCCACCUUGCCCACGCCAACAUACGGAGACACCGACGCGGUCUUCACAGUAUGCACCGAGCAGCUCAUCGACGCCCCACUCGGGCUCGUGUACGACGCCCUGAUCGACUACGGCUCUUAUCACCUCUGGAACAGCUUUGUUGUCGACGUGGAGCUGUCCCCCGGCGUGAAGACGCCUGAGGAUGUGUACGUUGAUAUGCCGAUGACCCUCGUUACUUGCGGCAUUAUCCCCCUCGUCAACACCACAAGCGACGAGGUUGUGACGGUGCUUGAUAAGAACCUGCCUACCUGGAGGAGCAAUGUCACUGUGCUCGGGGCACUUAUCGUUGCAGAGCACCCUAAUGUCCUGGUGGACGAGGGCGGUGGUGUCACAAGAUACGUGUCGUACGAGACGUACUACAAGAACCCGCUUAUCGUUUCGCUGCUGGCUGCGAGGCCGACACUGCAGAGGCUGUUUGGGCAGCAGGGGAAAGACCUCAAGGCGUACGUUGAAAGUCUGGUUUAA
Messenger RNA from Diaporthe citri, 792 nucleotides. RefSeq lists its product as uncharacterized. The transcript has 2 exons. Lineage: Eukaryota; Fungi; Ascomycota; Sordariomycetes; Diaporthales; Diaporthaceae. The record is from RefSeq and is a predicted model, not a curated record. Bases 1 to 792 code for a protein of 263 amino acids.